Molecule: messenger RNA, 1694 nt
Organism: Vicugna pacos (alpaca)
Lineage: Eukaryota; Metazoa; Chordata; Mammalia; Artiodactyla; Camelidae
Source: RefSeq, a predicted model, not a curated record
ACUGCGAGCGAGCAGUGAAGGACCCUGGACCCCAAAACACAGUCGGUCCUGGGAGGUCAUAGGGCGGGAUCACGUCAGGCAGCAUUUCCUGACAUCCGGGUCUCCGAGGGACUGGGGUCCAGGGAUGAGGGGCGGGGCCUCGGGUGGGCAGAGGGGAGACGACAUGCCGCCUGAGUGACGACGCUGAGGGAGAACUGAGGGGACCCGGGACCCAGAAGAUAGGCCACGCCACAGAAAGGCGCCCUUGCUAUCAGCUGUCCGGAGGCCCGAGGGGAGGUCAGGCCCACGAGGUUUGUCCUGACUUCCGCAUCAGGGUCUCAGAGAGACUGGGGACAUAGUGAAAGGGAGGCGGGGAUCUCAGGUCUGCGGAGGCGAGAAUCUCAGAGCCGCCUGGGAGUGAGGGGGCUCCAGACAGCGGGAGGUGAAGGCCUAGGUCUGAGACACAUGUCCUCGGGUCACAGAGCACAGGAGGCCGGCAGUGCCAGGACUGAAGGUUCACAGACGACCGUCCACCAGGAGGAGAGCCCCUGUGAGGCCGAGGGCACCCCUGGAGAGGAGACCUGCCCGUGGGUCCCCAUCUGUCACCCUUGCCUCCACUCCUGUCGGCUGCCGGACACCCGUCGUCAUGCCUGUGGUUCAGAUGGGUGACCUCCACCAGACUGAAGCCGACUUUCAGGACCCAAGAGAGGCUGAGGAUGUGGUGGUUGCGCAGGAGAUGGGGGCUGAGGAGGAGGAGGAUGCAUCCCCCUUGUCUCCCUCAUCCUCUUCUUCCUCCUCCUCCUCCCCCUGCCCCUCCUCCUCCUCCUCCGUCCUGUUCCUGGACACCCUGGAGGAGGUGGAUGACUCUGGGACACCCAGUGCCCCGCAGAGCCCUCGGGGUGUCUUCUCCUUCCCCACUGCUGACGACGCCGCCCCUCCAUGGAGCCAGUCGGAAGACGACACCUCCAGCAGCCAAGAUGAGGAGAGGCCCAGCACCGGCCUGGACCCCGCAGAUGCCAAGUCCUCACACCCAGACCCAUUCCAUUUGAAGGCGGCUGACCUGGUGGGCUUCCUGCUCCUCAAGUACCGCACAAAGGAGCCAACCACAAAGGAAGACAUGCUGAAUGCGGUCCUCAGAGCUGACCAGGACCACUUCCCUGUGGUCUUGAGCCAAGCCUCUGAGUGUCUGCAGCUGGUCUUUGGGGUGGAUGUGAAGAAGGUGGACCCCAGGGAGCACUUGUAUGUCCUGGUCCCCACCCUGGGCCUCACCAGUGACGGGAUGCUGGGCGGUGGGCAGAGCUUGCCCAAGAACGGCCUCCUGGUGAUGCUCCUAGGUGUGAUCCUCCUGGAGGUAGAGUGCGCCACUGAGGAGAAGAUGUGGGAGGCACUGAGUGUCAUGGGGGUGUAUCCCGGGAGGGAGCACUUCAUCUACGGGGAGCCCAGGGAGCUCAUCACCAAAGCGUGGGUGCAGGAGGGGUACCUGGAGUACCGGCAGGUGGCCAACAGCGAUCCCGCUCGCCACGAGUUCCUGUGGGGGCCCCGGGCCCAUGCGGAGACCAGCAAGCUGCAAGUCCUGGAGCAUUUCCUCAGGGUCAAUACAAGGAAUCUCUGUUCCUUCCUGUCCCUGUCUGAAGAGGUAUUGAGUAAUGAGGAAAAUUGGCCCUGAGCCAGACUUGCAGCCGGGCUCCUUCCAGGCCCCUGUCCGGCAGCUUCUC